AUAAAUGCUUCGGGACAACCAGAACCUGCGAAGUUCCUUGAAUAUGUGAACCGUGUUAAUAAUUCAGGCAUUAAAAGUCAAAUGCAACAUAUUUAUGAUAAAUGCCAGAAUGUCAAAGGGGUGGAGAAAUGCGAUCUCGCCGAGCAAUUUGCUAUAUGUGCUUUUAAGGAAUCGCCAGCACUGAAAGAACGGAUGACCACGUUAUUGGAGAUGUUAGUGAAGAUGAAACCAAAAUCGAAAUAAAUCCCUGCAGUCACCCAUACUAAUUUGUCCACUUUCAAAUCUGUUUUCUUUAAUAACAUUAUAUAGACCUACCUAUAGGUAAAUACUGUUAAUACUUACAAGACCAAUUAUAAUUAUAUUUAAUAAUUUAGAUUUUCGAUUUACCUAUAAGAUUAAAUAAACAUGCAAUUUCAAU
Diuraphis noxia (Russian wheat aphid) is the source of this 418-nucleotide messenger RNA. RefSeq lists its product as uncharacterized. Gene Ontology annotation, molecular function: odorant binding. NCBI's taxonomy places the organism in Eukaryota, Metazoa, Arthropoda, Insecta, Hemiptera, Aphididae. The record is from RefSeq and is a predicted model, not a curated record.